This is a messenger RNA of Sphenostylis stenocarpa, 615 nucleotides long. Lineage: Eukaryota; Viridiplantae; Streptophyta; Magnoliopsida; Fabales; Fabaceae. The record is from the annotation of a GenBank genome assembly.
AUGCCUACAAAAAAUCCACCCUUCAAGAUAAUUCUGGGCUCUUCUUCCAAGGCUCGUAGAGAUAUUCUUACUGAGAUGGGAUACGAGUUCACAAUAAUGACUGCAGACAUUGAUGAGAAAGGUAUUAGGAGGGAAGAGCCAGAAGAUUUGGUAAUGGCAUUAGCUGAGGCAAAGGCUGAUGCUAUUGUCCAAAGGCUCCCUCCUGGAAGUCGAUUGGAGGAAGAUGAUUCUACAACACUGUUAAUUACUGCGGACACGGUGGUGGUGUAUCGAGGAAUAAUCAGGGAAAAACCAACUAGUGAAAAAGAAGCACGAGAAUUCAUCAAAGGAUAUUCUGGUAGUCAUGCAGCAGUGGUAGGAUCUGUUGUAGUAACCAACCUUGCAACUGGAAAACGUUGUGGGGGUUGGGACAGUGCAGAGGUUUAUUUCCUUGAAAUUCCAGAUGAGGUCAUUGAUAGUCUGAUUGACGAGGGAAUUACAUUCAACGUUGCUGGAGGUCUGAUGCUGGAACAUCCAUUGACAUUACCCUUUGUGGAUGCAGUAGUUGGCUCAACUGAUACAGUGAUGGGACUUUCCAAAGCUCUUACAGAGAAACUCUUAUUGGAAGCUCUAUAG